Molecule: messenger RNA, 3570 nt
Organism: Sphenostylis stenocarpa
Lineage: Eukaryota; Viridiplantae; Streptophyta; Magnoliopsida; Fabales; Fabaceae
Source: the annotation of a GenBank genome assembly
AUGGUGUUCAUAUUUCCAACGUUUCUGUCCAUGAAGCUCCAACCCUUUUUGCUGCUUCUUCUUCUUCUAAUAUACUUUUCUGAAUUUUCCCACUAUGAUGCUGCUAUUUCUUCUCAGAUUGCUUCUGAAACAAAUGCUUUGUUGAAGUGGAAAGCCAGCCUUGACAAUCACAGUCAAGCUUCUCUCUUUUCAUGGACUGGCAAUACUUCUUGUAAUUGGCUCGGAAUUACAUGUGAUGACUCCAAUUCUGUGUCUAAAAUAAAUCUUACAAGUAUUGGAUUAAGAGGUACGCUUGAAAAUCUCAACUUUUCCUUCCUUACAAACAUUCGCACUCUGAUUAUGAGUAACAACUCCUUGAAUGGGAGUAUACCUCCUCAAAUUGGACUCCUGUCCAAUCUCCAUACUCUUGAUCUCUCUGUUAAUGAACUCUCUGGCAGCAUUCCUAGUACCAUUGGUGACCUAUCCAAACUUUCAUAUCUUAGUCUUAGUACAAAUCAUAUCUCUGGGAUUAUUCCUUCUCAAAUAACCCUCUUGAUUGGCCUUCAAACAUUGUUCAUGGGUUAUAAUAUUUUUACUGGCUCCCUUCCUCAAGAAAUAGGGAGACUAAGGGAUCUGAGCAUACUUGAUAUUCCUUGGUCCAAUCUCACAGGUACAAUCCCAAUCUCCAUAGAGAAGUUAUACAAUUUGUCUCAUCUGGAUGUUGGAGGCAACAACCUUUCUGGGAGCAUUCCUCAGAGAAUUUGGCAUAUGGACCUUCAGCAUUUGUCACUUGCAGUUAAUAAGUUCAAUGGUUCCAUCCCCAAAGAAAUCGUGAAUUUGAGGAACCUGGAGAUUCUAUAUCUUCAGAAUAGUGGCCUUUCCGGCACUUUGCCCGAAGAAAUUGGGAUGUUAGGGAAAAUAAGAGAGCUCGACAUGAGCAAUUGUAGUCUUAUUGGGUCCAUUCCUACUUCAAUUGGAGCUUUGACCAAUAUAACACUUCUCAAGUUAGAAGACAAUCAACUUUUUGGUCAGAUUCCUCUUGAAGUUGGAAAGUUGAUUAACCUCAACAGUCUAUAUUUUGGAGGUAAUCAUCUUUCUGGCUCAAUUCCGGAUGAAAUUGGACUUCUGAAAAAUCUCAGUCAACUUGAUUUGUCUAGUAACUUUCUCUCUGGGAAAAUCCCCUCCACAAUUGGAAACUUAAGCAAUUUAGUGUAUCUUUACCUUUAUGGAAACAGAUUCUCUGGUUCUAUCCCUGAUGAAGUGGGAAAUCUCCGUUCUCUUUCCGAACUCCAAUUGUUGGACAACAACCUAUUUGGACCAAUCCCGACUUCCAUAGGUAACAUGGUCAAUUUGAAUAACAUUCGUCUUGAUAACAAUAAACUCUCUGGAUCAAUUCCUUCAAUUAUUACAAAUUUGUCAAAGCUAAGCGUAUUAAUUUUAUCAUCAAACGAGCUUACUGGACAAAUUCCUUCCACUAUUGGAAAUUUGUCGAAGCUUCGUGAAUUAUCUUUGAUUGAAAAUUAUCUUAGCGGCAAGAUUCCAAUAGAAAUGGUCAGACUCACUGAUUUGAAAAAUUUGCAGCUAGCUGAUAAUAAUUUUGUUGGUCAUUUACCUCAGAACGUUUGCAUUGGUGGAAAGUUGCAAUACUUUUCUGCUAGCACUAACAAUUUCACAGGCCAUAUUCCGGAGAGUUUGAGGAAUUGCUCCAGCCUUAUAAGAGUCAGGCUUCAGAAAAAUCAAUUAACUGGAAAUAUAACAGAUGCUUUUGGUGUACUUCCAAACUUGUACUAUCUUGAAUUGAGUGAAAAUAAUUUUUAUGGUCACCUUUCACCUAAUUGGGGGAAGUUCCGUAGCCUCACAAGUCUCAAGAUCUCUAACAAUAAUUUAUCAGGCGUUAUACCAUCAGAGCUAGGCGAGGCAACCAAAUUAGGUGUACUUUGGUUAUUCUCAAAUCAUCUUACAGGAAAUAUUCCACAAGAGUUAAGUAACUUGGCUUUUUUGUUUGAUCUCUCACUCAACAACAAUAAUCUUUCAGGAAAUGUUCCCACAGAAAUAGCUUCAAUGCAGAAUCUUCAAAUUUUGAGGCUUGGUUCUAAUAAUUUGUCUGGCUUAAUUCCAAACCAACUUGGAAAUUUGCUCAAUUUAUUGAACAUGAAUUUGAGCCAGAAUAAAUUUGAGGGAAAUAUUCCUUUAGAGUUUGGCAAAUUGAAUUCUCUUACAAGUCUUGAUCUUAGUGAGAAUUUGUUGACAGGAAGGUUAACACACAUGCUUGGAGAAUUGAGAAAAUUAGAAACAUUGAAUCUUUCUCACAAUAAUCUUUCAGGUGAUCUUUCUAGCUUUGAUGGUAUGGAAAGCUUGACAUCUAUUGAUAUAUCUUACAAUGAGUUUGAGGGUCUACUUCCAAACAUUUUAGCCUUCCGCAAUGCUACAAUUGAAGCAUUAAGACAUAAUAAAGGCUUGUGUGGCAAUGUUAGUGGCUUGGAGCCUUGCCCAACAUUAAGUGGGAAAUCACACAAUCAUAUGACAAAGAAAGUCAUAAUAAUAGUUUUACCCAUUAUUUUGGGCACUCUAAUACUGGCAUUAUUUACUUUUGGAGUCUUGUAUCAUUUAUGCCAAACUUCAAUGAAAAAAGAAGAACAAACCACCAAUUUACAAACUCCAAACACAUUUGCAAUAUGGAGUUUUGAUGGCAAAAUGGUAUUUGAGAAUAUUAUAGAAGCCACAGAACAUUUUGAUGUGAAACAUCUGAUUGGAGUUGGAGGGCAAGGAUCUGUUUACAAAGCAGUUUUGCCUACAGGUCAAGUUGUUGCUGUCAAGAAACUUCAUUCUAAUCCAAAUGGAGAAAUGCUUAAUAAAAAAGCUUUCACAAGUGAGAUCCAAGCUUUGACAGAAAUUCGUCAUCGUAACAUUGUAAAGUUAUAUGGGUUUUGUUCACAUUCUCAAUUCUCAUUUUUGGUGUGUGAAUUUCUUGAGAAGGGUGAUGUCGAGAAGAUUUUGAAGAAUGAAGAGCAAGCAAUUGGAUUUGAAUGGAACAAAAGAGUGAAUGUUGUUAAAGGAGUAGCAAAUGCUUUAUUUUAUAUGCAUUGUGAUUGUUCACCUCCAAUUAUUCAUCGUGAUAUAUCAAGCAAGAAUGUUCUUUUGGAUUCAGAAUAUGUAGCUCAUGUCUCAGACUUCGGAACAGCCAAGUUUCUUAAUGCAAAUUCAUCCAAUUCCACCUCAUUUAUAGGAACUUUUGGAUAUGCUGCUCCAGAACUUGCAUAUACAAGUGAGGCAAAUGAGAAAUGUGAUGUGUAUAGUUUUGGGGUAUUGGCAUUGGAAAUAUUGUUUGGAAGGCACCCAGGUGACAUUACAUCUUCUUUAAUGAUAUCAUCUUCAUCAACUGGUGUGACCUCAACACUUGAUCAUAUGGUAUUCAUGGAUAAGUUGGAUGAACGUCUCCCUUAUCCUAGAAGCUCUACAUUUAAGGAGGUGGUAUCAAUUGUGAAGAUAGCAAUCUCCUGCUUGACUGAAACCCCACAAUCUCGUCCUACCAUGGAGCAGGUUACCAAGAAGCUUGCAAUUGAGCAGCUAGUGUGGUUAGCUCAUGAGUAG